CUAACUAUAUAUGCUAUAAAACACACAGUCGGUGACGCUCAGAGACAGCAGAACUUUUGGUUUAGAGCCGAGGAGUCCUGCUGUUGAAGAAUGGCUAACCAAACCAAGAAAACACAACGAGCCACGGAUGAGGCCAAUGGACAUACUCCUUUUCUGAUUUCUGAGGACAGCAUAGAGUACAAACUCCUUCAAGAGUACACACAGAGGAAAACCCCCACGCACAGUCAAGUCCCACAGAGUGAGGGGGUGGAAGAGACCAAGCCUCCUGUGCCAUCAGACAAAAAGAAAAAGAAGAGAUUUAAGUUUCAGAAGUGUUUAAGGUGCAUUCAGCCAGCGAAGGAAGAUGAUGGUCCCGCAAUUGAAAACAAUGGACGGCGGCCAGCCUCAGAUACAUCAUGCCCAGAACAGGAAGUGGACGACAUAGUCAACAGGCUGACUAAGAUCACAGAUUCUGUGCACUUCCUCCCCAGUGAGCUAGAAACUGAUAGUGAUGAUGAUAUUGAGAGAAUAGUGGAAAUCCUUAGAGAGCAGGGAGACAAACUCAAUGAGGAGAUUAAGAAGAACCACGUGCUUAUGGAGAUGCUACAGCGCACGCUAACGUAUAAUUACUUUAAGAAAAUAACCACGACCUAUUUAAGGAGACUGAGCCCAGAAGAGCUCCCACCUAAAAGCCAACCAAAGCAAACCCGGAUAGCUCUCAUCUGUGAAGUCACCUGCCGUCUGAAAAUCAUGGACCGCCACCCAAUGAACCGAGUGCUGGGCUUUGGGGCCAAAUACCUGCAGGAAAAUUACAGCCCGUGGGCCAGCGCACAAGGGGGCUAUGGCAAAGUUUUUAGCACAGGUGACAGUGAUGAAGAGGAAGUCCAGUGAGCUAGGAGGAAUUUGCUGGAGGAUUAAUUUCAGGAACAAAUCAGUCAAAUACUCCCAGGGACCAAGUCAAAUGUCACAAGUGAAAGAACAUUUACAAGUUUUUUUAAGAGCUGGUGCUACACAAAAUUAUGUAUUUUUAAUUGAUUACAAGAUAUUUUUCUUUAGUGCAAUAGUGAGAAAGCGUGUGCUUGGUUUUGUGAAGAAUGUGUGAGGAAGGCAAUACCUACAAUUGAAAAAAAACAGACUUAUUUAUUUUUAUAUGUAUUUGUAUUUGGGUGUUUUUGGGGAUAUUUUUUUACUCAAGGUUCCGUAAAUACGAUUAUGCUAAUGCUAAUCUAAAAUGAAGUCACUUGUGAUAUUGUAAGUACAACAAAGUGAUACCCUGAAAUUACUUCAUUCAAAUGUGUAUACCGUUUUAAAAUAAUUAAAUUAUUACUAAAUUAUUA
Molecule: messenger RNA, 1316 nt
Organism: Colossoma macropomum (tambaqui)
Lineage: Eukaryota; Metazoa; Chordata; Actinopteri; Characiformes; Serrasalmidae
Exons: 6
Coding region: 91-870 (259 amino acids)
Biological process (GO): regulation of apoptotic process
Source: RefSeq, a predicted model, not a curated record